CUCCUCUACUCUCCAUCCAGCCCCUUGCUUCGCCUCCUGCUCCCUCCCUCUUUUUUUUUUGCAAGGAUACGGACUCGCAUGGCGAUGGAGAGAGGUCAUGAUGGAGAGAUGCGGAGAGAAAGAAGCGGGGGAGAGGAGAAAGGGAGAACUGAGAGGAGCAUCUGAGAGUGUAACUGCCUGUUUGCUCACUCUUGUCUUCUUGCUCCCCCUCCUGUCCUUUCACUUCCACUCACAGCACAAACACUCAGACAACUAGGUAGGCUCAGUGCAGCGCAGAGCUGUGAGGGAUGGAGUGCAGGGUUCCCACGUGAAAAAAGCCACGAAUCCACAGGAGAAGAAGAGGGCAAGAUAGAAGAAGACAAACGGAGAAGGAAAAAGAGAAGAGUUGGGGAGCAGGUGGACUCAAGAGAAGGAAGAAUGAGAAGCUUAUCGAGCAGCGGUGACAGAGAGGCGGUAACACCAUCUUCAGAAUGACACACUGACAGGAGACCGGACAGAAGACAUAAAGAAAGAAAAAUAACACUACAGACUGAGUGAAUACAUUUUAAAAGGCAGCAUGCUUUGGGAAAACCAUGACAAGUUCAUGCGGUACAUUGGCCAAUGGAUUUCCUGAGGGAUCAGGGGACAAAGCAUGGGGACAAAAGGGGACUACCAAGUAGACAAACCUAUGGAUAAACAGGCCAAAUUCCCUGCCUCUUUUCUGUCCAGCAACAUUAAACGCCCUUCUGGCCUCAUUAUUAUAUUUUCAUGAGACAUUGAGUAGAAAUGAGAGUAAAGGCAAAGGUGCACAAUUUCAAAGGACGCAUAAAAUGAUGGACAUCUUCACUUUAACAUAUCUAAUGCUGCUUUUUUUCUAAUUUAUGUUAAUGUGUCCCAUUUUUGUACAAGUAAAUGUUACAAGUAAAUUCCCAUUUGAUGUAGAAUUUAACAUAAGUCACAGUGAUCUGAAACACCGUUUUUACUGUCCAGGAUGUUGCUUUACCUUGAUCUGAGGACAUAGUCUUCCUUUUAUUUGCCGUCAAGGAAUCUAAACAAUAAGCUGAGCAAUUGAACUGCAAAUGGACUAAAGUUUGCAGAGCUAGACUUAACUUUUGACUGUGUUAUGAGAAAAUAGGACUCAUCAAUAAAGUAUGUAGACCUUACAUGUAUUUAAUGCUAUAAGCAGAAAGUAAUAAAAAAAAAAAAACUUUCUUUGUUGACACAGAAACGAAAAGGCCUUUAACACGGAAAGCUGUAUUUGAAUGUUGGGGAAGAAAGAGAGGCCAAGGAGAUGGUGAGCAAGGAGCCUGAUCACUUGCUCACUGGCCAAAGUAACAGCAAGAGCACCUUGACGGACAAGCUGCCCGGAACAAUGACUGUGCGCUCUGUGCUGCUCAAUCGAGACUCACCAGAUAUUGAAAGUCGCCUAAAACGGCGCCGGAACCGAACCCAUCAGGUCCGCUUCAAAGACCUUGAGGAUGGCAGUAGCAGUAGUGGCAACAGUGCAACAGGAGAAAACAACACCCGUCAGCGGCCUGCCAAAGACCGUGACAGCCCUCAUCCACUUCGCAAAUACAACAGCAUGUCCCAACAUCUAUGGUCUGACAGACCAAUCACUGAAAGCCUACUUGGUCAAACCUCUGUGGUAGGGGCUGUGCGUGGGGAUAUGGCCAGUACUAUAGAAAAGGUGGCUGCUUUUUUAGCAAGGGCCCCACCUCAUCCGCUGACGCCUGGUCCUACACGGAGAUGUUGGGCACCACCACAAUCUAAUUCUCUAACAUUACCAAUGACACGAAGAUCCAGUACAAGCACCAGCACAGCCAUUCAGACUUCACCAUGCCUAAAAAAACCUCAGUCUCUCUCAUCCACCCAUGUGCGUAGCCACAGCAUUGGGGACUCAGUUGGUGUGGAUGGAGAUGAUGAGCAUGACUCUCAAGAUGAGUACCUUAGCCACAACCAUGUGCUGCCUGGGUCCAAAGAUCAAAGCCGACCUUCAAGCUCUGUGGAUAAAACUGGGGUAGAACGAAGAUCUAAAGUAUCAAGGACAGAAAUUAAGUCAGGUGUUAUAGCAAAAACAUCAAGACAUAGCUGUCCACCUUCAGUUCUACACAACAGCGAUCUGUGUCAUAGUUCUUCUGUAUCUUGCCGAGAUGGUCCAAAGCGCCAGGGUAGUAGCACUCCUUCAGUGAUAAGGAGGAGAAAACGCCUAAGCCGGACAACAAGUGAUCCCGGAAAGGAAGUUCACCUCUGCACGACUCCUACACAGACUGAAAGCCCACCCCAAUCACCAUCUCCUUUAAAUACCAAACUCUGUACCACUGAAGUUCAAACUGAGGGUUUGUCUUCACCUCCAAUUUCAAAGCGUUGUACCACUAAAUGUGAAACUGAACAUAAACAUCAGUCUCCAACCUUGAGUGUUGAACACUGCUCAGCACAAAUUCAAACAAGAGAUUCUUGUCCAACCCUACCUCAGAAUGGUGAGCAAUGCACCCCUAAAAAACAAACAAACUCACCAUCUCCCUCUUCUCAAAAUCAAAACCAUUGUACUACACAAUUGCUAACUUGUAGCUCAGUUGACUCUUCACCUCGAAUUUUGACAUCCAGCUUGAAUUCUGAUACCCCAAUAUCUGCUCCAGCAGACCAAAUCCCUCCCACAACCAACAUUUCUACUGUGCCUUACACUGCUUCCCCUGCAAUGCCUAUAAAUGCACCAGUACAAACUCCUGAACAAUGCUCUAAGGCAUGUUCUUCAUCUCCUACCAAGCUAGCAAUUUUCUCUCCUCCACCACCUGACAUCCUAUCUAUUACUUCCUCCACUUGUGCAACUAACACUUCACAAAGCUCUAUUCCCUAUUACACUGUUUUGUCUCCACCAACCCCACCUGGCAAAGCUUCUAUUUGCUCUAGUCCUUCUUUUACUGUCCCACAGUCCUCCUCACAUAACUGCAUCUCCCCACUACCACAUCUGAUAUCUUCCUCUUCCUGUCCUACCCCUACACCAACUGUAAGCACCGUUUUAACACCUUGUGUACCUAUCAUAGAGCCUAAUGCUGCCCCAAACGUAAGGCAUCAGCAGCCAUCAACAAGUCUAACAAAUAAUGUACCUACCACAAACCUGACACCCUGUACAAUUGUGACUCAGACUGCCCUAUCUUGCACCUCCAUAUCAUAUUAUACCAGUACACAUCCCAGUGGCCCACAUGUACCUCACAUUAAUCAAACAUCCCCUUCUUACACCACAGUUAUACAAACAGUAUCUCACUGUAAUAUACCAUAUCAAACAGUGCAAAAUAUCCCCCCUACCAGCACAGGGAUGACCCUUUAUCCCUCCCCUGUCCCUAGACUUGAAUCUUGCACUUCUCCACCUCCAAACGUGAAAGCCUAUGUUUCCACUCUUCAAAAUGCUCAAGCUGUUGGGACUCCAACUAAAGCUGUUCCUUUGUACUCUUCUACAUUCCGCGCUGCACCACCAUACACCCCCCCCUCUCAAGCUCCCUAUAAUGCUCAGGAUAAAAGGGGCAUUCGACUUCCACCUCCUCCUCCACCACCUCCUCCCUACACACCAAGGAAAAAGGGAAGUGAGCCAGCAGGCACCACAGCUCGAACACCCAUGCUCAGGACAGAGAGCAAGGUCAGUGAAAAAGUUGUAGAGAGUGAGGAGAAAAAGCCGGAUACAAAGGAUGUACAGUGUACAGUCUUACCCAAGCUCUGUGGGGGAGCUAGUUCUCUGAAGCACAGAGCUCAAACACCGCCAGUUGCUGUGAUGAAGGGAGAGAGGCGUUCCUCCACCUCCUCCCCUGCCAAGGCCUGUUUUAAACCCAGCUGUCUUAGCUCAGCCCAAGCUCAGCUUGGGGUGCUACACAAAAUGCUCUGCUCAGGAGCCAGCAUCAGGCCCAACACACCAAACAGCCAAUGCUCUUUGCCUCCUAACCAGCAGGGCUGCUCUAGUGCCAGGGGCUGCUCUGCCUCUGGGGAGCAAUCUGGCACUGGGCCGCUGAGUCCCACACAAGCUGACACUUUAAGACAGGUUCAAGAAAUUCUCGGAGGUUUGAUGUCUGGAGCCAGGUGUAAACUCGACCCAUCAAGGGUGACAGAAAAGCUCCUGAGCCCCAAUGGACCCUUGCAUGACAUUCGCAGUCUCCAGAACCAGCUUCACAGUCUUGAGGGUGUCCUGGAGACAAGCCAAAACACCAUCAAGGUCCUACUGGAUGUUAUUCAAGACCUUGAGAAAAAGGAGGCCGAGAGAGAUGGAAGACAUUCCUACAGGACGGGGCAGGACAUUGAAAACUGUGGGACCUGCAGGGACUGUGCCUGCAUCAUCUACAGGUCAACAGACAGGUCCUCGCAUAACAAGACCUUUGUCCCUCUCCAUGCAUCUUGGAAUGUUGAGCAUGACUUUCGUCUGCAAGAAGGGCAGGUGGUACGAACUUGGAAGGUGGGUGACCCUCCAGAGGGCUCACCACAGACUCCCACCCCCCAAGCCACAACACCUCACCAACAAGAAUCUCCACAACUAGUCCGACCCCCUGCCACCACCAAGAAGAACCGGAAGAAGUGCUUUUGGUUCCUCUGAGCAACCAGGGGUGAAACAAAAGACAUUUCGUUACUGUAAUGCACCACACAUACUUCUUAAAAAAAAAAAGAAGACAUUUCACAUGUGGAGUAAAACAAAAACAACAAAAAAACUGUGAAGUUACCAAGAGGAUUGAAAUGAAAACGAAUCACUAUGGAGGGUGAACUGUGACACAGAUCAGGUUAUCGUCUGUUAAACACAAUGGGAAUGAUUUAACUAGUUUGAAGAUAUUGUUUCUGUUGUUUUGAAUACAUAUUCAGCACUCACAAUUUUGAUCAAGGAGCAGGAUAAAAUAUGCUGAGGUCAAGCAAAUGCAUAACUAUAGUCUGCCAAAAAACUUAUAGGCAGGAAGCUAUUAGGAGACAUUAAGAAAAUAUUUACUGUUCAGGUAUGGGAAAAGUGGCAAUACAGCAGAAAAGAUAGCCCAUAUUUAUUAAAGGUUAAAUUAUUGUACUUUAUAAGGAAAGAAAGAGACAGAAGAUUCUUCUUUUAUGGACUAAUGAGGGUCAGAACACCAGCUUUUAUAUCAAGUGAUAUUUAAAAAAAUGUAAUAUGACCCAAUUAAAAGUUUUUAUUGUACUGUAACUGAAUAAACUAUUACAUGUGUCUACAUGCACAUGGUGUGCACAGACAAAAUAUGAGACAUAUUUACAGAGAAAGUAUAAUGUGAAUUGUUAAAAAAUGGUGAAUUGAGUUCUGUGUGUAUCAGAGCUGCUUGGAUGCUUUAUUUCAG
Molecule: messenger RNA, 5285 nt
Organism: Cyprinodon variegatus (sheepshead minnow)
Lineage: Eukaryota; Metazoa; Chordata; Actinopteri; Cyprinodontiformes; Cyprinodontidae
Product: mucin-5AC-like
Exons: 5
Coding region: 1271-4552 (1093 amino acids)
Biological process (GO): inhibitory postsynaptic potential
Cellular component (GO): postsynaptic density
Source: RefSeq, a predicted model, not a curated record